This is a messenger RNA of Mycetomoellerius zeteki, 1279 nucleotides long. RefSeq lists its product as uncharacterized. Gene Ontology annotation, molecular function: sequence-specific DNA binding. Bases 8 to 1279 code for a protein of 423 amino acids. The transcript has 7 exons. The record is from RefSeq and is a predicted model, not a curated record. Lineage: Eukaryota; Metazoa; Arthropoda; Insecta; Hymenoptera; Formicidae.
UUUUUUUAUGUCCAUAAAAAGAAUAAAAAGGAUGAUUAACUGCUGUGUGUGUCGGAAAGAAUAUUGUUCUCGAUUCCCACGACAAUUUCACAGUUUUCCAAUAGAUGCGAAAAGGCGAGAAAAAUGGUUUCAAAGCAUUGGUCGUAAUAUCAGUGCUUACAGGCGUGCACGAAUUUGCAGUGACCACUUUACAGAAAAUGAUUAUAAUAAUAAAAGUAAAAGAUUAAAGAAAACUGCAGUUCCAUCUGUUUUUAUGCAAAGAUUUUGUAAAAAUGUAAAAAAAGACUUAAUAAUUGAAACACAGCAUGAUUCAACAAGCAGUGACGAUCAGAAUAAAUCAAUAAUAGGCAUUCAUAAAUCUACAAUGGAUAUUCAACAUGAUAAUCAAAAUGAAUCAAUGGACAUCCUACACGAAUUUCCAAUGGAUAUCCAAAAUGAAGUUACAGUUUUGAGUGACACAUGUAUCACAGAAAGUGACACACAUAUCACAGAAAGUAACACACAUGUCACAAAAAAUGAUACACAUGUCACGAGAAGUGAUACACGUGUCACGAGAAGUGGCACAAGUGUCACGAGAAGUGGCACACGUGUCAUGAGAAGUGACAAACGUGUAACGAGAAGUGACACACGUGUCACGAGAAGUAACAUCAGUCAACGAAGAAAAUGGUCUAAGACUAUGAAAAACGAAAGGAUGAUGUUAAAAACUGGUACAGGUUCGAUAACAAAUAAUGCCAUUUGUAUUCCGCAAGACGACGACGACAUUGUAUUACUUAAUACUAUAUUAUUUGAUGAGUAUACGAGAAAUGAGCAAGAACUUAAUGAGCAUCAAGAAGUGAAUGUUGAAGCAAAACAAGAUUCUGUAAAUAUUUAUAUGGAUCAUGAUUAUUUUAUACGAAUUAAUUGGUACUUGACUGAAUAUGUUGAAACAGUAAUUACAUAUAUAUCUGACUAUAUAGUUUCUAAUGUUAUAAACAAAAUUAAUUGCCUUUUUUGUAAAGAAUUGCUCAUUGCUAACAUAGCACAAAAGGAAUCGGAUGCAUAUAUUGACACGCUGUGUCAAGCAUCAUGUGAUGUUAUUGAAAUAUGCAAGACAGCAGAAAAAAUUUUAAAACAUAAUCAAGACAAAUUAUUUAAAACAGACAAUAUAUUAGCUGAUUUAAUAUGUCAAUCGUUACGUGCACUUUCUUCAAAUAUAUUUAAUAUGAAUAAACAUAUGGAACAUAGGCAUCUGCAGAUAAUUAUUACACAAUGCUCGUAUGCAGGUAAAGUGGAUCAAUAA